Messenger RNA from Ctenopharyngodon idella (grass carp), 1533 nucleotides. Its product is annotated as intercellular adhesion molecule 1-like. Gene Ontology annotation, biological process: cell-cell adhesion. Bases 112 to 900 code for a protein of 262 amino acids. The record is from RefSeq and is a predicted model, not a curated record. The transcript is spliced from 4 exons. Gene Ontology annotation, molecular function: integrin binding. Gene Ontology annotation, cellular component: membrane. Lineage: Eukaryota; Metazoa; Chordata; Actinopteri; Cypriniformes; Xenocyprididae.
AUAUUGCCUUGCUUGAGGUAUUUAGUCACUUACAGUCUGAGUUACAGAGAUAAAGUUGUGUCUUAUUUACAGCAUUUUCUGAUCAGUUGUUUUUCUCUGAGCACAUACAAUAUGCUUCAACAUUUCUUUGGACUUGUUUUUCUCUCGGCAGUUUCACAGCUUGUGAGUUUCACAGGGACACAUGCUGAUGAAUGUCCUCUUCAGCUCAACCCACAGAGAGUUGUUGUGGAGUACGGCGGUUCUGUGUCAGUUAACUGUAGCACUUCUGUCACGCAUUAUGGGAUGGGAUGGGAAACCAGUAAUGGAGCAGUGCCCCAGAGCAGAGACAAUCUGAUCACAUGGAGAGUGUCAAAUCUGAGACAAUGGGACAUACAGCCAUUCUGCUACAUAAACUAUAAGAAACAGUGUCAAUUAGAGCUCCCGGUGACUAUUUACAAGACUCCAGACAGUGUGUCCAUCAGCACUGUGAAUCACAACAGACCAAUGAUGGAGGGAAACCAGUAUGAGCUUCAGUGUGACGUUCUCAAUGUGGCUCCUGUUCAGUAUCUCACUGUCAAAUGGUACAAAGGACAGACUCUGGUGGAUCAAACUAUCUUCACUGACACCACCAAGACUCCAGUGAAUAAAACAGUCACACUCAUGAUCCGUCCAGACAGAGCUGAUGAUGGAGUUCAGUACAGGUGUGAAGCAGAGCUGGAACUGGGAGAAGAAGGACCUCGACCUCCUCCUAAAGUCACAUCAGAUCCUCUCAGCAUUACUGAAUAUUACAACUCUCCAAACUACAUUCCAAUUGUUGCAGCACCUCUUGCACUGCUUGUUUUAAUCAUUGCAUUAAUUAUCUGUGUGUGGAAAAAGAAAAAAUCUACUGGACGUCAUCAAAUAGUAAGUGAAGCGGUAUGAAAUGCAUCUGAGAAGAAUGCUUAAAUUGAACAAAAAUUAUAUAUUGAAACUUGUAAUGAAUAAAUAAAUAUGUUCGAUAAAAUACUGCAUAAUGUGUAAAAGCUCAUAGUAUACAACAUGCGCUGUAUGACUAUGUAUGAUGUCAGUGUCAUAGGAGAAUGUCUGAGAUGAUAAAGAUGCGUCUAAAACAUAUGAAGUUAUCCUGUCACAUGACAACAAAAUGUUUUCCUGUACAUUGGCUGACUUUUAUUUGCUGUACAAAAAUGUUACCCACUAUGUUGUAAGAUUGUCAAAAGUUGGUUUGAUGUGUGAAAAGAAAAAUGUCUCUUUUGUGGUAAAUAACUUAAAUUACAUUUGUUAGAAAUGUUUAUGCAUAAAUGCAGAUAUCGAAAAACAUCACCCCAGAUUCAUGCUUUAAAAAAACUGUUUGAAGAUGACUGACAAUCUCCAAGCUAAAUUUGCUUUCAAUUUAUUCAUUUUAAUUUAUGUACUUCUUCUUUAAACCUCUUCUUUUUUGUGUGACUUUAGUCUGUACUGACAGAUAGUAAUAUGCCUGUUUUGUUCUUUUAAUAAUGAUGCAGUAAAGGAGAAAAAUGCUGUACAAAAUGUUUUGAAAUAAAAUGUUUUUCUUUC